AUGUCAGCCAGUGAGGUCUGUUUCCUGAGUAAGGAGGGCGGCCCUGAGAAGAGAAGCAGAGCCGCUAAUCCCACACCCCCACUGCCAUAACCUCUCUGGCUCUGCUCCGGCUCUCAGGACAGGACACACCCUUGCAGCCCCAGAUAAACAAGCAAAGGUUUAGGUACCUGCCACCCCAUGUCAACCAGUCCCAAUUUCAUCAUGGGGCCUGGCCCCUCUGAGGCCCCCUCCUCAAUGCUCAGUGAGUUGGAUGACUUCCAUAACUGGACAGAACUGACACAUUUCUUCAACCAUACCUUUUCUGAGUGUGAAGUCAAGCUCAAUGAAAACGCCAAGCGUGUGGUCCUCUUUGUACUCUACCUGGCCAUCUUUGUGGUUGGGCUGGUGGAGAGCCUGCUAGUUAUCUACGUCAACUGGCAAAGCCUGGGCCAGGGGAGACUGCUCAAUCUCUAUGUCUUCAACAUGGCUGUGGCCGACCUGGGCAUCAUCCUGUCUCUGCCUGUGUGGAUGCUGGAAGUCACCCUGGACUAUACAUGGCUGUGGGGCAGCUUCUUCUGCCGAUUCACACACUACUUUUAUUUUGCCAACAUGCAUAGCAGCAUCUUCUUCCUAACGUGCCUCAGCAUAGAUCGCUAUGUCACACUCACCAACUCCUCCCCCUUCUGGCAGCACCAUCAACACCGGGUACGGAAAGGUAUCUGUGCGGGCAUUUGGGUCCUUUCUGCCCUCAUCCCACUGCCAGAGGUAGCUCACAUCCACUUGGUGGAAGCCACAGAUCCAAUGUGCCUUUUCUUGGCACCAUUUGAGACGUACAGCACAUGGGCGCUGGCUGUGACCCUCUGCACCAUAAUCUUGGGUUUCUUAUUGCCCUUUCCGCUGAUGGUAGUCUUUAAUGCACUGACUGUUUACCAUCUACACCAGGCGGGACGGCCAGAGGCUCGGCGCCACGGCCUAUUGGUUUGUGCCUAUGUGGCUGUCUUUGUGGUCUGCUGGGUGCCGUACCACGUGACAUUGCUGCUGCUCACGCUACAUGGAAACCAUAUCUUCCUCCACUGCUCCAUGGUUCAUGUUCUCUACUUCUUCUACGAUGUCAUCGACUGUUUCUCUAUGCUGCACUGUGUUGCUAACCCCAUUCUCUACAACUUUCUUAGUCCCAGCUUCCGUAGCCGGCUGGUGGGUGCUGUGGUUCAUUAUAUCCCCAAGGACCAAGCCCGGAAAGGCAGGGGUUCCUCCUCCUCCUCCACCACCAAGCAUUCGAUUGUCAUUACUAAGGAGGGAGCCCAAACCAACUAGAGGGAACCCUCUCCUCCUAGCCCCCACCUCCUCUCGCUAUGUCUGAGCCUACACUUUCAGGAAUGUGCCUCUUCCUUAAUUCUAAACACCUCGUCUCUCCCCAUCCCUCAGUCUGAUAUGCCCAACCCUGACCAAUUCCUGUUUCAGACUGCUGCUGAGGAGUGACAACUUAAGUGUAUUCACAAAGAGUUGGACACUAUUGAAAGGACUGAACAACACUGACAAGAAGCAAGGGAGGAGAAAGAACCUAAAGGCAAGAGAUGGGGUAUUUAAGUACAGUGAUUAGCACAGAGUGCUCAUUCUAGUAUAUACUGAAAUUGGGAACAGGUCCACAGAAUUGUUAUGACUAUUUGUCCAAUUCAAUAUAUCUUUCUAUGGGUUUGGAAUCAGCAGCAUCUGUAAUAUGGGCAGGGAGAAGGGAACAAAAGUGAGAAUCGUGUGGACCCCUGACCCUGGAAAAACUGGCACUUCAAAGGGGCAGGGGAAGGAGGGAAGGACAGGGAGAUGGAAAGAGACUUGACAAAGGAAGCUGGAAACACACCAUAAAUCACCAUGACCAGGACAAACCUGGCAGUAGCCUCAGACCUUUCUUUUUGCGUACAUAUUGAACUCACUGAACUAUCCUGUAUCUGAGAACAGGAUGCUAGAGGCCAAGGAGCUGGGAAGCCACAAGCAGGAUAUCCCCAAGGCCCCAGUGUUUUGAACUGAGUGUAUAUAUCUUUAGUGUAAGGAUAAGUAAGGCAGAGGUAGAGAAGACAAGAGAGAGGAAGCUGCCCAAAUGUCUGGAGUUUGAUGCAAGUACCAUGAAACUGGAUCAAGAUUACACUUCUAUCCCCCCAAGACUGCUGGGAUAGCUCAGCUUGGUCUUCAUCACUCCCCAGUCUUCCCCUGGCAUGGGCUGGAAAAGUUCAGUAUUGGGGCCUAUGGGCCAGUUAUAACAUCCAUUUCAAUUCUGUUCUCCUUUUUGUAUCUCUUUCAAGCCAAAUGUACAUGUUACUUUUCUGUGUAGAUAUGUCAACAACUUACCUACACACUUAGCCUGGUGAAAGGGCAUGUUAAUUUGAGGAACUGAAUCAAUAUUAACAAGUUGUUUUUAGGUUAACCAGCACUAGAAGACGAAGUCUCUGCUGCCUUUGGCAAGUCCUGGGAAGAGUAAGGUAUCGUCAACUUAAUAUCUGGUACACACUCUCUCUACCCCCUGAUUAAAGCAAUCAGUUAGGCACAGCAUGUCUCUGCCAGAACAGGAGUUUGUAACCUGAAGUCCAUGGACUUGUUUUCUAAAGUAUUUUGAUACAUGUAUUCCAAUAUAAUUGAUUUCCUUUGUAACCCUACAUUUUAUUUUGUGCAUUUUAAAAACAUUAUUCUGAGAAGGGGUCCAGGGGUUUCACCAGAUUGCCAAAGGGGUCCAUGAUACAAAAAAGGUUAAGAACCUGUGAUUUAGAAUAACUAUCCUUGUACUUUGGAUUUGUAGCCUUUACUCCUGGAAAGCUGAACCUGCUCACUAGAUGUAUUAAACAUGUACCUCAAUGUGA
Molecule: messenger RNA, 2825 nt
Organism: Dromiciops gliroides (monito del monte)
Lineage: Eukaryota; Metazoa; Chordata; Mammalia; Microbiotheria; Microbiotheriidae
Gene: ACKR5
Product: G protein-coupled receptor 182
Exons: 2
Coding region: 178-1293 (371 amino acids)
Biological process (GO): G protein-coupled receptor signaling pathway
Cellular component (GO): membrane
Molecular function (GO): G protein-coupled receptor activity
Source: RefSeq, a predicted model, not a curated record